Scedosporium apiospermum is the source of this 1365-nucleotide messenger RNA. RefSeq lists its product as uncharacterized. The coding region runs from base 1 to 1365 and encodes 454 amino acids. Gene Ontology annotation, biological process: seryl-tRNA aminoacylation. The transcript is spliced from 9 exons. Gene Ontology annotation, cellular component: cytosol. Gene Ontology annotation, molecular function: tRNA binding; ATP binding; serine-tRNA ligase activity. The record is from RefSeq and is a predicted model, not a curated record. NCBI's taxonomy places the organism in Eukaryota, Fungi, Ascomycota, Sordariomycetes, Microascales, Microascaceae.
AUGCUCGACGUGGUAGAUUUCAUCUCCGAGAGGGGCGGCAACCCUGAGACUAUCCGCGAAUCUCAGCGCCGUCGUUUUACCAACGUCGAGAUCGUUGAUGAAGUGAUUGCCCUAUGGGAGGAUCAUCGGCAGACACUCUAUAAUGCGACUCAGGUUGGAUCCAGAAUCAACGAAGUUCAAAGGCAAAUUGGAGCGCGGAAGAAGGCUAAAGAAGAUGCUACCGAACUCAUUGAACAGAAGCUUGCGCUUGACAAAGAGAAGAAGGCCCUGCUUGACUCUGCGAACGAGAAAGAAGCUAGCCUAAAAGCGAAGGUUUCCUCCAUCGGGAACAUCGUCCAUGAAUCCGUCCCCGUGAGCAAUAACGAGGACGACAACGAGGUGCAGAAGACCUGGGCGCCCGAGGGGGUUGCGGUGGAGAAGAGAGCAUGCCUUUCGCAUCACGAGGUCCUUCUCCGAUUAGACGGGUAUGACCAGGACAGAGGAGUCAAAGUCGCCGGCCAUCGCGGCUACUUUUUGCGCCAAUGGGGCGUCUUCCUAAACCAAGCGUUGAUCAACUAUGGAUUGGAAUUUCUCGCCCAGCACGCAUACAUUCCCCUACAGACCCCCCAGAUGAUGCUCAAGAAGUACAUGAGCAAAACCGCCCAACUAUCCCAGUUCGACGAAGAGCUCUACAAAGUGCUUGAUGGCGAACCUCAGAAUGAUAAAUACCUCAUCGCGACUUCGGAGCAACCUAUUUCGGCGUUCCAUGCGGAUGAGUGGCUAGUCAAUAACGAUGUACCAAUCAAGUAUGCCGGAUACAGCACCUGCUACCGAAGGGAAGCAGGCUCUCAUGGGAGGGAUGCUUGGGGCAUUUAUCGGGUCCACGAAUUCACCAAGGUUGAGCAAUUCCAGUUGACAGACCCGGAGAAGUCAUGGGAGGCCUUUGAGGAAAUGAUGUCGAUUUCCGAACAGUUCUACCAAUCGUUGGGGCUCCCUUACCGAGUUGUUUCGAUUGUCUCCGGCGCCCUAAACAAUGCGGCUGCAAAGAAGUUGGACCUGGAGGCCUGGUUCCCAUUUCAAGGGGAAUACAAGGAACUCGUGUCGUGCUCUAACUGCACAGACUAUCAGAGUCGGGCUUUGGAGAUCCGGUUUGGCGCCAAAACCCAAACUGAUGCAAAGAAGAAAUACGUCCACUGUUUGAACGCGACUCUUUGCGCGACGACGAGGACGCUCUGCUGUCUGUUGGAGAAUUUCCAGACAGAAGAUGGAUUCAAGGUGCCCGAACCUCUUCGAAAAUAUCUCCCUGGAUCGCCUGACUUCAUUCCAUUUUCCAAGGAGUUGCCCAAGGAGUCAACCUCUCAGAAGACAACAAAGGGGUCGAAGUAA